Messenger RNA from Aspergillus ibericus CBS 121593, 1454 nucleotides. RefSeq names its product phosphatidylserine decarboxylase family protein. Lineage: Eukaryota; Fungi; Ascomycota; Eurotiomycetes; Eurotiales; Aspergillaceae. Gene Ontology annotation, biological process: phosphatidylethanolamine biosynthetic process. The record is from RefSeq and is a predicted model, not a curated record. Bases 92 to 1426 code for a protein of 444 amino acids. Gene Ontology annotation, molecular function: phosphatidylserine decarboxylase activity. The transcript is spliced from 2 exons. Gene Ontology annotation, cellular component: mitochondrion.
CUUUUGCCAAGGGCUCAGCAGUAUUCUCUGGGAUUUUGUACCGUCCAAUUGAUUGAUUGAUUGAUUUGACUGUAUCUUUUUUUUUGUCGUUAUGGCUCCGAAGCAUAAGGAUCAUAUUCCGAGACUGCAUCAUCUCGGAAAAUGGAUGCCCUCGACUCUGGAUGCGCAUCAUCAGUGGUUGGGGGGGGUGAUUGCUCAUGUUGAUAGCAAAGAAUCGCAUGAUCUGCAUCCCGUUAUUCAGGAGUUUCAGGAUCUGAUUGAGAAUAAUACUCGCGUUUACCUUCUCAUUUCGUCCAUGUUCGGGGAACUUCCCCGCAACCGAACCUACACCACUGAUCCCACUGGAUGUCCCCAAAUGCGGGACUACAAGCAUAUGCUCCUCGUACUGAACCACCUCAUUACCACGGCGCCCUCGUGGAGCGACUUCUCUCAUCGUGUCGGGCUGGUCGGGCUACCGAUUAAUGCCGUCCUGGACUGGCCUAUGGGCACACCGAGCGGCUACGCGGCGUUCCUGGACCCUGAUGUCAACCGAAUGAUCAAGAAGAUUCUCAAUGCGUGGGGCGACUUCCUCAAAUCCCCGGAAUCUGCAUCGGUGCUCGAUAACUCCGCCUACGGGUGGUUCGGAGAGACCGCCAAGGCAGAUCUAGUGGAGGUCGGAAACGUGCAGAAGACGAACCACUCAUUCGAAGACAUGUUCAUCUGUGAUCCGUCUGCCGAACAUCACGGCUAUACAUCAUGGGAUCAUUUCUUUACCCGCUUAUUCCGAGAGGGGAUCCGACCCGUUGCGUCCCCCAGUGAUGACAAGGUUAUUGCCAACGCGUGCGAGUCGCAGCCAUACAAGGUGGCGUAUAAUGUCAAAGCACGCGAUCAGUUCUGGAUUAAGAGUCAGCCGUAUUCGGUGAAUGAUAUGCUGGCUCUUGAUCCGCUGGCGGAGCAAUUCGAGGGUGGAACGGUGUAUCAGGCGUUUUUGAGUGCGUUGAGCUAUCACCGCUGGCAUGCACCUGUGUCAGGGAAGAUCGUCAAGGCGUAUGUGGUUGACGGGACGUAUUAUUCGGAGCCGUUGUUCGAGGGUCUCGGGGAUCCGGAUCCAAAGGAACAUCAGCAUGGCAUUGAUAGUGCCGGGGAGGUCAUGUCGCAGGAAUAUCUGACCGCUACGGCCACGCGGGCUGUCAUUUUCAUUGAAUGUGAUAACCCGGAUAUUGGACUCAUGGCGUUCUUGGGUGUGGGCAUGUGCGAGGUCUCGACCUGUGAUAUCACUGUCUCUGAGGGUCAGCAUGUCACCAAGGGUGAUCAGAUUGGUAUGUUCCACUUUGGUGGUUCAACGCAUUGUCUGCUCUUUAGGAAGGGGGUCAAUGUGCAGGGACUUCCAUCUCCCAAGUUGCGGCAUAAUGUGCCAGUCAGGAGUCAGCUGGCUGUGGUUGAGUGAGUGAGUGAUGGUAGAUGUAAAUAAGAGU